This is a messenger RNA of Lactuca sativa (garden lettuce), 3360 nucleotides long. RefSeq lists its product as uncharacterized. NCBI's taxonomy places the organism in Eukaryota, Viridiplantae, Streptophyta, Magnoliopsida, Asterales, Asteraceae. Gene Ontology annotation, molecular function: structural constituent of cell wall. The record is from RefSeq and is a predicted model, not a curated record. Gene Ontology annotation, biological process: plant-type cell wall organization.
CCCAUCCUCUCAUACUACCGGUGAACUAUGAGAGUUACCACCGGCAGCGGUGUCCCUAUAAGGGCACAUCUAUGGCCUAUAGUAAUUGCAUUAACGGUCUUUGGUGUUGCUAACCUCAUAGCUGUUUCGGCCGAUCCUUAUAUCUAUUCUUCACCACCACCUCCAUAUGUGUACAAGUCUCCACCACCACCAGUACAUUCACCACCACCACCAUAUUUGUACAAGUCUCCACCACCACCCGUACACUCACCACCACCACCAUAUUUGUACAAGUCUCCACCUCCACCGGUACAUUCACCACCACCACCAUAUUUGUAUAAGUCUCCACCACCACCCGUACAUUCACCACCACCACCAUAUUUGUACAAGUCUCCACCUCCACCGGUACAUUCACCACCACCACCAUAUUUGUACAAGUCUCCACCACCACCGGUACAUUCACCCCCACCACCAUACUUGUAUAAGUCUCCACCACCACCCGUAUACUCACCACCACCACCAUAUUUAUACAAGUCUCCACCUCCACCAGUGCAUUCACCACCACCACCACCACCAUAUUUGUAUAAGUCUCCACCACCACCCGUACAUUCACCACCACCACCAUAUUUGUACAAGUCUCCACCACCACCCGUACAUUCACCACCACCACCAUACGAGUACAAAUCUCCACCUCCACCGGUACAUUCACCCCCACCACCAUACAAAUAUAAAUCUCCACCUCCACCGGUACAUUCACCCCCACCACCAUACAAAUAUAAAUCUCCACCUCCACCGAUACAUUCACCCCCACCACCAUACUUGUAUAAGUCUCCACCACCACCCGUACACUCACCACCACCAUCAUAUUUAUACAAGUCUCCACCUCCACCGGUACAUUCACCACCACCACCAUACUACUACAAGUCUCCUCCUCCUCCAGUGCAUUCUCCACCACCACCUUACUACUACAAAUCCCCACCACCACCAACAAAGUCUCCCCCACACUACUACUACACCUCUCCACCACCACCAACACCCUACAACCCCGUCCCGUACCCUCACCACAAGAAAGUCAUCGUGAAGGUCGUGGGUAAAGUUUACUGCUACAGCUGCUAUGACUGGAAAUAUCCAAUUCAAUCACACGCCAAGCACCACCUCAAAGGUGCUGUUGUCGAGAUCACUUGCAAGGCUGCUGGCGAGAAAGAAAUUUGUGCAUAUGGGAAGACAAAGAUCAAUGGCAAAUAUGCAAUUACUGUCGAGGGUUUGGACUAUUCCAAAUAUGGAGGAGCUAAAGCUUGUACCGCUAAGCUUCAUAUGGCACCAAAUGGAACCAAAUGUAACAUUCCAACAAAUCUUCAUGGGGGUUUGAAGGGUGCUGAGCUCAUGGUCAAGUCCAAAAAUGCUUAUGAGAUUGUCCUUGAAGCUAAACCAUUUGCAUAUGCUCCUAAGACCCCUUCUAAGAUUUGUGAGAAGCCAAAGCCAAAACCAGAGCCCACUCCUUCUCCAUAUUAUUACAAAUCUCCGCCACCACCACCACCGACUUACUUAUACAAGUCACCCCCUCCACCCGUAAAGUCUCAUCCAGUGUACCACUACACAUCACCCCCACCACCUAAGAGAUCACCACUUCCUCCAUAUCACUACACAUCUCCACCCCCGUCGGUUAAAUCACCACCACCACCAUAUCACUACACCUCACCACCACCACCUGUGAAGUCUCCUCCUAUAUACCACUACACAUCACCUCCACCACCAAAAAAAUCACCACCUCCCCCAUACCAUUAUACAUCUCCUCCCCCGCCCAUUAAAUCUCCACCACCACCAUACCAUUACACUUCACCUCCACCACCAGUGAAGUCUCCUCCUAAGUACCACUACACAUCACCCCCACCGCCUAAGAAAUCACCACCUCCCCCAUACCACUACACAUCACCACCACCACCAGUGAAAUCUCCACCACCACUAUACCAUUACACUUCACCACCACCACCAGUGAAGUCACCACCCCCACCUUAUCACUACACAUCACCUCCACCACCAGUGAAAUCUCCUCCCCCACCAUAUCACUAUACUUCACCACCACCACCGAUAAAAUCCCCACCACCACCAUACCACUACACUUCACCACCCCCACCCAUAAAAUCCCCUCCACCGACUUACCAUUACACAUCACCUCCACCCCCCGUUAAAUCUCCACCACCCCCAUACCACUACACAUCACCUCCACCACCGGUUAAAUCCCCACUACCACCUAACCACUAUAAAUCACCUCCACCACCAGUGAAAUCUCCACCUCCCCCAUACCAUUACACCUCACCUCCACCUCCAGUUAAGUCCCCACCACCGCCAUACCACUACACCUCACCUCCACCACCAAUUAAAUCUCCACCACCACCUUACCAUUACACUUCACCUCCUCCACCCGUAAAAUCCCCAUCACCAACAUACCACUACACAUCGCCUCCUCCACCAGUUAAAUCUCCACCACCACCUUACCAUUACUCUUCACCUCCACCACCAAUUAAGUCCCCACCACCACCAUACCACUACACAUCACCUCCACCACCAGUUAAAUCCCCACCACCACCUUACCAUUACUCUUCACCUCCACCGCCUGUGAAAUCUCCACCACCUCCUUACCAUUACAUUUCACCUCCGCCACCAGUUAAGUCCCCACCGCCACCAUACCAUUACACAUCACCUCCACCACCGGUUAAAUCCCCACCACCUCCUUACCAUUACACAUCACCUCCACCACCUAUGAAAUCUACACCACCCCCUUACCGUUAUAUUUCGCCUCCACCAUUUGUUAAAUCCCCACCCCCACCAUACCAUUACUCGUCUCCUCCACCACCAAUGAAAUCUCCACCACCUCCAUACCACUACAUAUAUCUCCCUCCUUUAAUAAAAUCACCACUACCACCUGUAUACAUCUAUAAUUCUCCUCCACCCCCGGUUCAUUAUUAGACUCCCAUAAGCUCAUUGUCAGCAACCUAAAAUCAUAAUUUACUUCAUGUACGAGUUCAAUAAAAGAAGGAUCCUUGAAGAGACAAUUGGAAACUAGUUCAAACGCACUCAUACCUUUCAAAUAAGUUAUUCAACAUUACACUACAGAGCAACAGUCUUUUAUAUUGGAACAAUUUUCUUUCUAAUGUGUGGUUUUGGUCAUCCUAUCUACGAUGAAAUAGUUUGAAGGGUUAUACAUUGAAAAAAAAAACAAGUACAACUACAGGUUACGUUUGGAAGAUGGUGAUAAUAGUGUUGUGGCUUGAAUAUUUUUUCCUAUAUCUAAUUUAUUAUUGUAUAAUUUACGUAAGUGUUAGCACUUUAAUAUUUAUAUAUGAUUGAUUGAUGUUUUCAUUUCAUUUCAUUAGUGGUAUU